Silurus meridionalis is the source of this 967-nucleotide messenger RNA. RefSeq names its product mediator complex subunit 10 (gene med10). The record is from RefSeq and is a predicted model, not a curated record. The transcript has 4 exons. Gene Ontology annotation, molecular function: transcription coregulator activity. Bases 144 to 548 code for a protein of 134 amino acids. NCBI's taxonomy places the organism in Eukaryota, Metazoa, Chordata, Actinopteri, Siluriformes, Siluridae. Gene Ontology annotation, cellular component: chromatin; mediator complex. Gene Ontology annotation, biological process: positive regulation of transcription by RNA polymerase II.
UUCCAGAUUGGCUCGCGCACUGCCGGAAAGUGGAAGAAGCUCACAGGCCGUUUCUUUUUAACUACUCCGCUUUUAUUUACGGUGAACGCUGUAUGCUUUCUUUUGUAAUUUCUCCUUAAUGUGUGGUUGUGCUUAUUCUCAACAUGGCCGAGAAGUUUGACAAUCUCGAAGAGCAUCUUGAGAAGUUUAUCGAAAAUAUACGACAGCUGGGAAUCAUCGUCAGCGACUUUCAACCGAGCAGCCAGACAGGACUUAAUCAGAAACUAAAUCUGAUGAUCACAGGACUGCAAGAUGUUGAGAAAUGCCGACAACAGCUUAAUGACAUCCACGUACCCCUGGAAGCAUUUGAAUACAUCGAUCAGGGCCGCAAUCCCCAGCUUUACACGAAAGAAUGUUUAGAGCGAGCCUUGGCGAAAAACGAACAGGUGAAAGGAAAAAUCGACACCAUGACGAAGUUUAAAAGUCUCCUCAUCUCUGAGCUCGGGAAGGUUUUUCCUGAAGAAAUGGCCAAAUACAAGGCGAUCCAUGGAGACGAUCCUCCUUCAUAGUCUCAUUUAAAGCUCCCGAUCCAGUUUGUACAUAUGUCCAUAUUUACGUUUUCUACAGUUCCGAGCAUCGGGCAUCAUUACUACUCAUUUCUACGGCUUUUUUCACGGUUUAUAUUUGCAUUUAUAUUUCUCAGAGAUAAAAAAUUUGAACAAUAUUUUCUUUCGUUUUGUUGGUCUCUGUGUGUGUGUAUGUGGAUGGAUUGUAAUUUUUUUUUUGCCUUUGUUUUAUUAAAUAAAUAAUUAUUGUAAUAUUAUAAUGCUCUUCGUUUUUUUUUUUUUGUUUGUUUUUUUAGUGGACCAAUCAGUAUUUUACAGAUCUGGUAAAAAAAAAAAAGGAAAUGUAUUUGCGACAAUGCUUGAAACCAUGUCUCUUUAAUUGCUAUGAUUUCUUAAUAAAUAAUAAAUCCGUAGGCCAUGCA